AUGUCAUCUUACUUUAGACCAUGUUCAUUUAAAUUAAGUUAAGAAAAUCAAAUAUAACAUAAAUUUUAACCCUUACCAUAUAAUGUCAUUUUUUCUGAUUAAGUUUUUAAUUUCUUAAAGAGUUCAGAAUGCAAAAUUUCUAGAAUAAGCAUACUUCCGACAAAAUUAUCAGAAUUAGAGGAAUUCACUCAAUUUGAUGUUUUCAAUAUAUAGAAGAGCAUUUAUUCAAAAACAAAAAGCAUUGAUUAAAUUAAUAUGGAAUAUUAUUUAGAUGAUGAUUUGAUAGAAGAAAUGUUUAAAUAAGGAUAUGAUGAAGAUCAAAUUAUUUUUCUAAUUAGGAGACUUCCACCAUCUAAAUUAAGAAUUAAAAAUACUUUAAGUUUGUAAGCCAUAAAAGCUAUCUAUUCAAUACUUUAUUAAGCAUCAUAAUUUUAAAAUUCUAUUAUUUGUUGCAGUUUUGAUAUUUUUAAAUAUUGGAAUUGGGUAUUUACUAAGAGAAACUUUUUAUAAUUUUAAAACUUUUGGAAAGUUUUUCAAAUAACUAUUUUAUAAAUUUUUUAAUUUUUUUGUUUAUCCUACAAAAAAAUAUAUCUUAAAUGAUGAAGUUUUGUAAUUGAACAAAUUUUUAUCUUAAGACUAAAUAUAUUUUAUUAUAUUAACUCUUAUAAAUUUUGUCUUUUUUUUAUUACUCUUAUCGGACAUAUGUUUUUACAUAUCAUAUUGAGAAUUAAAAAUGAUCUUAAGAAUUAUGUGAAAAUGGAGCAAGCAUAACAGCAUCAUACAUUUAUUAUUCUUUUGCCUUUAUAGCUUUUAUAGUAGAAUUCAUAUUGUUCUAUAAAAUUGUGUUGAUUGUUCCAUCACAUUUAAAUAGAUUAAAUAUUAAGUAAGUAAAUUUUGUAGAUGAGAACUCUGGAGAAAAUGAUUAACAAGAAAAUUAAUAAAAUAAAAUUCUUCCAUUAUAAUAGGAAGAAAAUAUUUUUAUAAAAUUCAAGAAUGGAUAAUAUUUGUAGAAAAAAUCAAUUAAUAAAAUUAAAAAUAUAAUAUCAACUUUAAAAAAAUGUGUUACUUAUAUUACAGGAAAAGGUGAAGAAUGA
Molecule: messenger RNA, 1094 nt
Organism: Paramecium sonneborni
Lineage: Eukaryota; Ciliophora; Oligohymenophorea; Peniculida; Parameciidae
Source: the annotation of a GenBank genome assembly